UGUCCCGCCUAAAGCGGGACGUAUGGUAAGCCUAUAUAUAUAUACAAGACUCAAUCGUAGUUUUUUGAUCGGCGAAUUCUUACUAUAUAUGUAUGUAUAUAGCCCAAGAAAGCGAUGUCGCUACACCUCCUCGGCUAGGGUAUAACUAAAUUCAUGUUCAGUUAUCAUAUAUCGUCGAUUUUGUUGAUACAUACGUUUUGUGGUGACCGUACAUUUAAACCCACGUACAUUUGAACCCAUGUGUAUAUUCGCGGGUUCAAUCUAUAUGCGGGUGCUAAACCCAUGGGUUAGGGUUAGUAUGGGUUCAAAUAUCCGUAAAACAACAAAAAUUUCCAUAGGUUCAAUAGUAUGCCGGUGCGAUCGUCGUGAGUUCAAAUGUACGUGGGUUCAAAUGUAAUGGAACCACGUUUUGUAUUUGAGUAGGAAAAUAUUUGAUUUCGCAUUUCUUCCGUAUGGGGUGUCUUGAACCCAUUACUUUUGUGCCAGUUUAAACCAAUAUGCGCAUAAACUUUCAUGCCUAAUUGCAAAUGAUCGUAUAUGUGUCUGUGUCAUUCGCUUGCUCUAACGCAAUCUUAUUUGCUUCUUUGUUGUUUAGUCCUGUGGUCCCCGCCGCAGUGUAUUUCAAAGCCCCUGGACCUCCUUCAUACAUAAAAAAAACUUUUGAAUUGACAAAUUAAGUUAAUAUUACAUUGUCGAUUGGCUUUCUGUGGGACUAAUUUCUCGUCAUUCUCUCGUGCUUUUACGCUGGUGGAUUCUCAUGCUAAGAGCUAAGAUAACUGUUCAAAAUAAUUCAAGGGUCUUGCAGUACACUAUCACAAAUAAUUUAUAUUGCUUUGAGUAUUCAUUUCUCCAUCCUUCUUCUUUGUACUUAGAUAGACUUUGUUUCCCAGUUUGAAAGUAUAAUUAAUCUUCAAUUAAACAUUAAGAAUUUGCUGUAGCAAGUUUUUUGAUAUUUGGACACAAUAUUUUGAAAUGUGUUCUGAUGUUCCCGCACGAUAUGUGCUUUUAUCGAUGCUAUUCUUUGGGUCGUUCAACAUUCCAUUGCUGAGGUAUAACUUGAGCAUCGCAAUUGUUUCAAUGGUAAACACGUCUUCGACUAAUAAUUCAAGUCGUUUAUCCUACGAUUCUUGUUCUAAUUCUGAUAAUACAACAACCGAAAAUAUUGAGAAGUUUGGUUCAUUUGAAUGGAACACUGUGAAACAAGGCCUUGCUCUGGGAUGCUAUUUCUAUGGAUUCGUGUGUACACCAAUUUUGGGACCAUGGGCUGCUAAGAAAGUUGGAUUCAAAAUUGUUGUUGGUGCAGCAGUUGCUUUGUCAUCAAUACUCACAAUUUUAAUACCAUAUGCAGCUUACGGUGGAUUUGUAUAUUUCGUUACACUGAGGAUAAUCAUUGGCUUUUGUCAGGGUGCCGUCGGUCCUUCAUCAGUAGCAGCUUUCUCGGCAUGGAUUCCUUUCCAGCAUAAAACUACAGCGAUUUCAAUCGUAAUGUGCGGUUUUUUUCUUGGAGCAUUUGCCGCCUUGCCUAUCUCUGCACUUAUAAGUGAAUACGUCAAUUGGGAAACAGUAUUUUACGUGACGGGUUCUUUCUCGCUGCUUUGGUCUAUUCUGUGGUUUGGUUUGGUUUACAAUUCUCCUGAGCAACAUCCAAGAAUAACGAAAAAAGAGAAAAAAUAUUUACUGAGAAAUACUUCUAUAAUCAACGAAAACGAUAAAAAAGAACAAAACAUACCGUGGUUGAGAAUUAUGACGUCAUUACCUUUCCUAGCAACAGUUAUCACACAUAUUUCUUUUGAUUGGACAUUGACGAUGACAAGUUUGGUGUUACCAACGUAUUUAACAAACACUUUGAACUUGGGAAUAUUAGCGGCUGGAGCAUCCACCGGUGCGCCGUGGUUGAUGAUGAUGGUCAUUACGUUGAUUGGAGAAAGAAUAUCGAACGUACUGAAACGGAAGAAAACAUUUUCUAUGAUCACAAUACGGAAAGGAUUGGUUGCGACUGUCACUUUACCUUCCGCUAUCUUCUUCAUUUUAGCCUCAUACACUGGUUGCAAUCAACAAUUGACAAUACUUUUAUUCUUUUUAAUCAUAUCGCUUCAAGGACUGCACAUUCCUGGUACAGAAGCAAAUGUUUUUGAUCUGUCGAACAGAUACUCCAGUAUAUUGUUUGGAAUUCUUGUAACAACAAGUCACUUGACAGGAAUUUUAGCUCCGCAGUUGACUGGAGUACUAUUACAUAAUGAGAAUUCAAUUGGCGGUUGGCGAACAAUUUUCUUCAUUACCGCUGGCAUAAAUAUAUUAGCCGCCAUAACAUUUUGCAUAUUUGCUUCUGACAAGGAACAACCGUGGUCAAAGGAAGACACAAAUACCUCAGUCGAUAAUGAAGCCCAUGAUAAACCACUGACAAAAAGACGGAAUAGCAGCCAACAAGACGAUUCAACAGUCUAAUAAAUACGUGAAGCUUGUACGUUAGCUUAAAAAUGAAUGAAGCAAUUAGUCUCAUGGCGACAAUCAGCAUUUACAUUUAUAUAAAACAUGUAAGAAGCCAGUCCUUUCUGCGCAAGUAUCGAAUAAUACAGAGGAAUAUGUGAAAUCUCAUUCAGGAAUCUCGAUAAAUAAAUAUUGGAAUAUUUAGA
Molecule: messenger RNA, 2633 nt
Organism: Styela clava
Lineage: Eukaryota; Metazoa; Chordata; Ascidiacea; Stolidobranchia; Styelidae
Product: sialin-like
Biological process (GO): monoatomic anion transport; transmembrane transport
Cellular component (GO): apical plasma membrane
Molecular function (GO): transmembrane transporter activity
Source: RefSeq, a predicted model, not a curated record